AUGGUGCGCGGCCUCGCCAGGUCCGCAAUCAGGCCACCAGUAUUUACAAGAAAUUUAGGCGCUAUGCCUCAAAUUGCGAAGGCUGAGGGUGAUAUCUCCUCGGUGUUUGCAUCUUUAUCGGGGGAGACAGAGCAACAGCUCCCGGUGCGCUAUAGGGAACUCAAGAAACAUCUGAUCGCGGAAAAUGCCGAUAUGGUUCAAGCGAGUUGGAAUAGGCUGAUCGAGUCUCUGAAAGAUGGCGUCGAGAUGGCCAAAGUGAUGAGAGAAAAGAUGAUCCCCUCGGUCACAUUUGCUGACCUCACCUCCGGUAAACUUAACUCGAAGACCAUCGACACCAUCAAAAACCGUGGGACGGUAGUCGUCAGAGGCGUCUUCUCGCGUUCUGAGGCACUCGAACUAAAAGCACAAACCAGGGCUUACAUAAAAGCCAAUUUGAGUUCUACAAGACACUUUAAGGGCCAAGUUUUCGAGAUAUAUUGGUCUCCAAGCCAGAUCAAAGCCAGGGGCGACCCUCGGAUGUUGAGCGCGCAACGAGCACUACAAAAGCUAUGGAGCGGGCUGCCAGAACAACAAACAAACACACCAAUGUCGUACGCUGACCGUCUGAGAAUGCGGACUCCGGGUGAUAAGUCCUUCGCUCUGGGUCCCCAUGUUGACGGUGGAUCGUUGGAAAGAUGGGAAGACCCCACAUACGCAUCUUGUUACAUCGAAAUAUUGAAGGGAAACUGGGAAGGAUAUAAUCCCUUUGAUGCUAGAUAUCGAGUUGAUGCGGUGAUGGAUUUAUAUAACUCGUCCGGCGGAUGCGCUGCAUUCCGAGAAUUCCAGGGUUGGCUGAGUCUUUCUUCUUGUGGACCAGGAGAAGGGACAUUAAGAGUCAACCCGCUGUUAAAACAAGCAACUGCAUAUUGGUUCUUGAGGCCAUUUUUCUCGCCGCCAAAACAUGACUCUUUAUCGCUUGACGGUUGGAAACUCGACCUUUCGACUUCAAGGUUCCCGGGUUCGGCGCAGGGCAGAGGCCAGGAAAUGUCUGAUGCGACGCACCCGCAUCUGCAAUUGCAACACUCGAUGGUAUCUGCGCCACGAGUUGAACCCGGUGAUUUUCUUGUGUGGCAUUGUGAUACUAUUCAUGCGGUUGAUCCAGUUCAUAAUGGAACAGAGGACGCAAGUGUCUUCUAUAUUCCAGUAGUCCCGAAAUGUCGGCUUAACGAAGAAUAUAUCCAGAAACAAAAGGAGACUUUUUUGACGGGAUACCCCCCUCCCGAUUUUCCUGGAGGCAAUGGAGAAGAAUAUCACGAAGGACGGCCAGGCGUAGAUGCUAUCAAAAAAGCCGGAGGGCAAGCGGCCUUAAAAGCGAUGGGGUUUUGA
This is a messenger RNA of Orbilia oligospora ATCC 24927, 1365 nucleotides long. RefSeq lists its product as uncharacterized. The record is from RefSeq and is a predicted model, not a curated record. NCBI's taxonomy places the organism in Eukaryota, Fungi, Ascomycota, Orbiliomycetes, Orbiliales, Orbiliaceae. The transcript has 2 exons. The coding region runs from base 1 to 1365 and encodes 454 amino acids.